GCAGGGAGCAGAGCAGAAGACGGGGCGCGGGGGAACCCUCUCUUCAGGAGCAAGACUAUAGUGCUAGUGUUAUAUAUACAUAUACAUAUUUCGGAUAAUAGGCCGGUGCAGUCGCAAGGUACAAUGAGGUAUUUGGUGCUUCUGGUCAUUUUCCUGGUACACAAGGGAUCCCUAGGUUUCCCAUAUUUCCAGGAACGUAUUCCAAACGGAGGGAAUGUCCCUAGCCCCUGUGACCCACAGGAAAUAUGGAAGGGUGUAGGACACAAAAAUUUGGAUGGUGGAGAUGACAGAAAUCCGUUUGGUUUGGACUUUUUUAGAGCAGGAAAGACAUGGACGCGUGCCUUUUGCGAAAUGGAUUCUGAUGGCGAUGGAUUGUCCAAUGGUGAAGAGUUGGGUGACCCAGAUUGUGUGUGGACACCGGGAAAUGCACCUGCAAAGACAACAGAUCUUUCUCACCCAGGUGUGUGUGAACCGCUCGACAGUGAACUGUGUCUGGAGAAAAACAGGUGGCUGGACUGCUCAUCAACAGGGAACAACAACUGCCCUGCGUUUAGAGAGCCAGGGAUGCAGAACGUGACCUUGAGAUUUCCCAGGACAGAUGUCCCUCCCCACGUGACCAACUACUUCUGUCAGAUAUUUGAUUUACCUAAUGGCGAUUUUCACCUUGUUGGAUCCCGACCCAUUAUAGACAACCUAGAACUGACUCAUCAUAUCCUUCUAUUUGGCUGUGACGAGCGAGAGGGAGAGGUACCAGCGACACCUAAUGCCUUCCAGUGUGGUAUGCUGGCCCAUCCUAAAUGUAUUAAUAUCAUAGGCACAUGGACUGUAGGGAGUUCCGGGGACUGCCUUCACGUCAACACUGGGUUCCGAAUUGGCAGGAGGGGGUUCCGAAGGGCAGCUAUGCAGAUCCACUGGAAUAAUCAGAGAAGACAAGAUAGCCACACUGACAGUUCCGGUUUGGUACUGUACUACACCAGCAGACUCCGAACAUACGACGCCGCCAUGUUUGCAGUAGGACAGGAAUUCAUUGAGAUUCCACCACGUCAACCGGAAGUUGAUUUCCAUUCUUCUUGCUCUGGCGACUGCACGACUGCCAUGUUCCCGACCCCUGUAUAUAUCACUAGAGCUGUCAAUCACAUGCACUACAUGGGUAUAAAACAGAGAAUCACACUACAUAGGAACGGUACGAAGAUAAGAGACAUCACCUUUGACAACCCUUACAGCUAUGAUAGCCCAGCCUUCUACAAAUACGACCCACCAAUCGAAGUACUUCCGGGAGAUGAGAUCCGAACGACUUGUACCUAUUCAUCCAUAGACAAAAAUCGCACUGUAUACUUCGGCGAUGGGACCUCUGAUGAAAUGUGCUUCGGUUUUAUGACUUAUUAUCCGAGACAAAAUAUCCCGAUGCCAUAUUGUACGACUUGGAAAAGUGUGGAAAAAUGCAAGCGAUAUCUACCUCAAUUUGGCGGAGUUGUGAAUGAAUGUCCAUGGAGAAAAUUUCUGAGUUCCAAAAAUCCGGAUACCAGACGCAUUGUGGGAAACGUGUUAACAUUAUGUAGCAAUGAAUCACCUGACACGAAGUGUUCCGAGAGAUGUACGGAAACUGUCGAGGAAAGCCGAGAACACGUUUGUUUACAAGGGGACCUGGGAGAAAUGCUUAUGUAUAAAAUCCGAAUUAAAUACCCCGAGGUUGUCAAUUAUCUUUCCAAAUGUAGACGAGUAUUAGAAACGAACGGCAGCAAAAAUUUAAUAUACUUGUCAUCAAUAUAUGUUUUAUCAAUUGUCGUUUCAUAUCAUUUGUUUGUCUAGGUUUUAAAAUAAUAUUUUGAAUAUGGAAUUUCAGAGGUUAAUUCCGGAGUAACUGUUUAUACAAAUUGAUGUGCGUUUCUGUUUGAUGUAACUGAUUUAGUGAAUGCGCGUGUGUGGGUGCGUGCGAGGGUGGAGAGAUUAUGUGCGCGUAAUUCAUUGUGCAAAAUGUCAUAGUGUUGAUAACCUCACCAACAUUUGGUGAAUUGUAGCUUAACAUGUUUUAGAUUUUUUUUCAUACUGUGACAUGCAUGCUUUUAUAAUAAAUGAAUAUACAUUUGAAUGUACAUAUAAGUCUAUCUAUGUAUAAUAUAUCAUGUACACAAUGGAACCUGAUUUUACCGCCUUAUAUCGAUAUUAACUAUAUUAGUUGCUAUAAUUGUCUGGUUUCUCUGUUGAAAUCCUGGAUUUUCAGCCUCAUUGCAUAUUUGUCUAAAUGACCCUGUAAAGCAGCUUUAAUGAAGUAUGAAAUAUAUUACUAGUAAGAUCGUUUAUAUAAUUAUGUAUUAGUAUCUGCAGAUAAAUGUACCAUUUUUUAAUUUGUAAAUAUUUACAAAAUUGAUAUCACUGCGAUCGUAUCGCGGCAUUGGUUUGAUGGUUGUAUAGAUAGCAUUGUCUCAGUGUCCAUCCAAGUUGUAUGUACUUCAAGUUCCAAGAUAAAAUCCGAUUUUUAAGUUACCCGAGACAAUGUUUCAUGUGACCUAUUGCAAUCGCUGUUUGUCUGUCGUUGUGCGUCCGUGAACAAUUUACAUUUUCGAAUUCUCAGAAACCAAUAGACCAAUUGAAAUAAAAUUUUGCAGACACCCUCCAUGGUGGUCGACCAAAGCUGUGAGAUAGAUGGUCCCUUUAUCCACAUGGACAUAAGGGGUGGGACAACAAGUGCCCGAUCGACUGAAAUUUCAAAAAAAAAAAAAAAAAAAGUCUUCUAAAGAUCCAGAUAUUGUAGAAUCAAAUUUUCUUUUUAAACGAAAUGGUGUUGGGGUUCUUUAUCCAAUGAUGAAUUUUCCGACCCUUUGGUCAUGGGUUUCCCCUGUGGACUAUGGAGGGGUUAAAAUUUACUAUAGUUUAUUUAGGGAAAUCACAUUGUGAGGAUCGCUUGAUGAAUUUUUAUUCGAAAGAAUUUAAACUUAAUUAGAAUUAUCGGUAUAGGAAGGCAAUUUAGUGGUAUGGACAUAUUGGUCCUGACUUACCCCCAGGGACUUAUGGGCGGGACCAAAAUUGGUCAAAUUGACCGCAAUAUAUCAGAACUCAGGUGACCAUUAGGGCCAAUGACCUCUUGCUUGUAUUCUGGUAUAUUUGGACAUGUUAAUUUCCUAUAUUGUUGGAUUGUAAUAAUCAGUGUGUAUAUAUACCUGAUCUUGGUUUUACGCCCCACUAGCGGAUCCCAACAAACAGGCCGACUUUCCCACCAUAAUGACCUUGAACUGAACAUAAAGUUAGGGUAUUGUAUAAAUAAUUUCACUAAACAAUAAACUGCGUGUGUUGAUAGGUUGCUUUCAUAUUUUCUAAAUGUAAUGCAUGCUGCAAUUCAGUAAAGCUGAAUUGAUUUGUCAGCUUCGAAACAAAAAACACUAGAGUACGUCAUGUUACCGAUAAGGCUUUAAAAAUCGUGCAGUAAAGACAUUUUGAAAUCAGAUGUAGAACAAUUGUUGAAGUAUGUUUUUUUUUUUUUAUUAUUAUUUAUUAAAUGAAAUUGAUAACAUCGCGCGGAUAAUUUUUCGUUUUUGAUGUUCCCGACUGAUGUAAAAUAGUAGUAACAAAGAGCGGAACAGUGUAGUUAGUAGACAUUCCAUAACGAAAACAGAAUAAGCAUUUUGUGUUGUGUUGAUGUGAGACUUUGUACGAUAUAUUAUAAAACAUUUCCUAUGGAUA
Messenger RNA from Pecten maximus, 3678 nucleotides. RefSeq lists its product as uncharacterized. Bases 124 to 1809 code for a protein of 561 amino acids. The transcript has 9 exons. NCBI's taxonomy places the organism in Eukaryota, Metazoa, Mollusca, Bivalvia, Pectinida, Pectinidae. The record is from RefSeq and is a predicted model, not a curated record. Gene Ontology annotation, molecular function: copper ion binding; dopamine beta-monooxygenase activity.